This is a messenger RNA of Nomia melanderi (Alkali bee), 3898 nucleotides long. Its product is annotated as protein zer-1 homolog. Gene Ontology annotation, molecular function: protein binding. The record is from RefSeq and is a predicted model, not a curated record. Gene Ontology annotation, cellular component: Cul2-RING ubiquitin ligase complex. NCBI's taxonomy places the organism in Eukaryota, Metazoa, Arthropoda, Insecta, Hymenoptera, Halictidae.
CUAUAUGUGUACUAUAUCAUUGAGUAUCACGUGAUAAGAGAAAGCUUUCAUAACAGCUGGCGACACUUAAAUUGCAGAGAGAACAGUUAUAUAUUUUGACUGUUAGUUAUGCAGAAUAUCAUUGUUCUAAUAUUGAAAAACAGCACAGUGUUGUCGUUAGAUUCUUAAUUUUUCUCACUAAAAAUAAAGGACUCUCUUAGAAUACCUAAAUAAACGUUUUCAAAAACGUGAAGUUUAUUUUUGGAGACAAUACCAGCUUAUUAACGGGUUAAAAGUAGUGUCACUUGAUUCAUAAUUUAGAACUCUCUACAAAACAGGUUCAUCGGCAAAUUAUAGGACAAUGAUAAUAGCUGUUGCAUUCUACACGCUACAUGCAGUCGGGUAUUCAGGAACAACGUCACUACGUUAGUCAAGUGAAAUGUCAAAAUUCCAAAAUGGCGGAUAUAGAUGACUUCUCCCGUUUAGAUGAAUUUGUUGGUUCGGAAACUCUAACGGAACUUUGUUUCAAAGUGAUCUGUAAGAAUUUGGAUAUUAUUUCGGUAAAAGAGGAAGGAGAAAAUGAAGACGCUUUACGAACUCUCAGAAAAGGACUAAUCUUGCCAAGCGAAAUAUGUAACAAACUGGUCGAAUAUGUUCUACGAAACGAAACUGUGGAAUUUCAUGAUGAAUUUUUUAACAUAUUUCGGGAUACAUCAAGAACUAAACUGAAAUGUGUCAAAGUUGUAGGAUCUAAUAUGACUGACCACUCGGCACAGAUUUUAGCUUCUCAUAAGCUUGUUGAAUUGGAACUCGUAGACUGCCCUCGUGUAACAGAGCGUAUUAUAGAAUACAUAAACGAUAAUGCAGAGAAUUUGCAAAGUUUAACGUACCGUGGAAUAUAUUUACAUCUUAUUAUUCCAAAUUUUUUUGAAUAUCAGAAACGAGGAUACGUGUUUAAGAUACCGAAUCUAAGAAGUCUGGCUUUACAAUUUGUGGAAACUCGUAUGCCAAGGCAUGCUUCGCUUUUGGCUGGAAUGCCCAACUUAACACAUUUAGAUCUAUCUAAUAAUAUUAUAGACAGUUUUGAGUUUUGUAGCUUAUUCCCUAACUUAAGAUCUUUAAUUUUAUAUAAUGUCAGAAUUAAUAGGCAAACGAAAGCUUUCAUUGAAAGCAUUGGUUGUUUAACAAAUUUAAGGCACUUAGAUAUUUCCCAAUGGAACCCUACAUAUGGAAAAUUUGAUAAUCCCAUUACUCUAGAGUAUAUAGUAUAUAGUUUGCCACAAUUAACUUCUUUGGAUAUUAGUGGUACAAACUUAGCAGGAGUACAUAAAAAAGAUUAUGAAGAAAAAGCAUUGAAAAACUCUUCCUGCUUCGAAGUUGAUGACACAAGCAAUAAUGAGCUUUGCGAUAUACCAGGUCUUGCUUCUAGAGUAAACAGACCAUUACAGUUCUUAGGGCUCUAUGCAACAGAGAAUGGAGCAUGUAGACGUCAAAAUAUACCAGCGAAAUUGAUUGCAGGGGAUGCAAAUGAAGAUCAAAUACUGGUAGCAGCCAAUGUUUGCAUGAAUAAUAAACCUGGUUUAUUAUUAAAAGUGCUGAAUGAUCUUUAUCAUGUAUAUCGGUAUGAAAAUUGUCGUAGAAUGGAUCAAGGUCUUUGCGUAAUAUUAGAUGCCAUGGAAAAACAUCUAGAAGAAAAAUAUAUACAAAUAUCGGGAAGUGCAACAUUGUUUUAUGUCGUGAAGAUUUUCAUUGUACACAGAAAAAAUGAAAUUGAACCAAGAUUGAAGGAAAGAAUUGUUCGUAUUCUGCUUGCUGCAAUGAACACUUAUAAAGAUGAAGAAACUAUGAUGCGUAAUGGUUGUCUGACGUUAAGUCAAUUUCGUAUACCACAGGAUGUUAUGUCGAAUUAUGAAACACUGGUGAAACUGCUUUUACAUUCAGCCAAACAUGCACAGCAAGAAGGUUACGUUCAACGUAUUGGAAUAUUUCUUUUAAACAGUUUAGCGUGUCAAGUAACAGGCAGAGAGAAACGUUUACUAGGAAAUCUUGGUUGCAUCAAAACGAUGCUUGAAUUGAUCGAGUAUAGAAUUAAAUUUAAUAUAUUCGAUGAUGUUUUGGAAGUAGCAUGGUCAACUAUGUGGAACAUGACUGACGAGACCCCAAUAAACUGUGAACGAUUCUUUUAUGAAAAUGGCAUGAAGUUCUUCCACGAAUGUGUCAAGUUUGCACAGAAAUACCGCAACCGAGAAGAAUUACUGAAGAAUAUGAUGGGACUAUUGGGAAACGUAGCUGAGGUUCAACAUUUGCGAGUACACCUAGCACAGCAGCAGAACAUUAGCUUCUUUGCAAAUCUAUUACAUUCUGACAGUGAAGGCAUCGAGAUACCUUACAAUGCUGCUGGUAUAUUGGCUCACAUAGCAUCCGAUGGCGUCAAAGCAUGGACAGUUACAAGACCAAGUCGGGAUGAAGUUCUAGAACAUAUGGUCGAAGCUAUUCAGCAAUGGGAUAUACGCACAGGGCGUAAUAUCAAUUAUCGCUCAUUUUUACCUUUAUUGCGUUUGUUGGAUGUAUAUCAUACACCACAAUGCCAGCAUUGGGCAGUGUGGGCACUUGCUAAUCUCACAACUGUUUAUCCUCAUAAAUAUUGUACACUGGUUAUAGAAGAAGGAGGUAUUGAAAAAUUAAAUACUGUAAUAUCCGAUCCAAGACCAUAUGAGAGUAUUAAAGAACUUGCACACUCUGUAAUUGAUAAUUGCUGUCAUUACAUUAGAUCUACCAAUAAGUAAUCUAUUGUUUCUGUUUUAUUUUAAAAAUAGAGGGUGGUAUUUGGAGGACAAGGACAAUAUCAUUGAAAUAACAUAGAUUUCGUUUACUUAAAAGCGAUCAUUGAAUUUGCUAAAAAAUUAUGGAUUACUUGUUGACAUCUAAUACAGUUGAGAUAUAAGAGAUUCUUAUAUUCUACCUGUGAUUAUAGUAGAAACACCAUGAUAAUUUCAAUGAAAAGUAUAAUUAAUCAAAAAUAAUUUUAAUUACUAUAAAUUCAAAUGUAGCUUCGUUACAAGUAAAAUAUUUGCUAUUUUUACUUCUGUACACACAAGUGUGAGUAAGAUUAUAAUGUUGUAGUACUAAAGUACUAGUAAGAUCAUUCGUUGGGAUGUAAAUUUAAAAUUGAAUGAAUGCUCAGCCUUACUUGCACUUUCAUUAUACGAACAUUUCGUUGCAUAAUUUUAUUUAUUACAUAUUACGAAAAAUUUCUGGAAAAUCCGCGAAAAAUAUAUUGCUGUAUUCUUAAUUAUUAGGCCGAUAAAAAUAUUUUUGAUAUUUAUUAUCAAUCUUUAUAAAUACUAUUCAUGUUUAAACAUGCUCUUGGUUUAUGUACAUAGUCACCUUGUAUUAUAUACAAAAAAGCUAAACUAAUAUAACUGAAGUUUCUCUGUUUAGAAAUGUCAAUUAUGAAUUGAUAUUUGACAUUUAUGCUUAUGUUAAGUUUCAUGUGUUCUGUGUGGAAUUCUGUGUAGAUAUGUGUAUCAUAAGUAACGUUUUUAAUUGCCAUUACGUUUCAUUCUAUGAAAAAACCUUAAAUAAGAAGACACAUUAGCUUAGUACAUAUCUAACUACAGAUAAGAGUAACUAACAAUGCGAUAUAAAUUAGGUUUAUGUAUUUGUACAUGUAUACUGUUAUACUUGAAAUCUUUUUAAACAAUAAUAACUCUCAACUAAAAUUAAGUGCUAAAACAAAUAUUACGUACAGACUUACAAUAAAUUUAUAUAUUUUAGUUAUUAGAUUUGAGUAAUUUCAAUAUGAAAAAUUAUACAAAUUAUUAUCUAAUGGAUUGUUACUAUAAUCGUUAUGUAAUAUUAACGUAUGUGUGUAAUAAAUUUGCAGAAAUCCUUAAUACGUUUAAAGUAUGACAUAAAA